Hydatigera taeniaeformis is the source of this 690-nucleotide messenger RNA. The record is from the annotation of a GenBank genome assembly. Lineage: Eukaryota; Metazoa; Platyhelminthes; Cestoda; Cyclophyllidea; Taeniidae.
AUGACUCUAAUGACCAGCACUUUGACAGAUCAGAUUCCUGCAACCAUGAUAAUGCUGGGCAUCUUCUGCAGUAUCGGUUGCAUCGGCAACACUAUUGUGAUUGUGAUCUACUCCACCAAGCAUGAUCGUCUCACCUCCACUGUGUUCAUCCUGGCUCUGGCGAUGGUAGACUCUUUCGCCUGUGUCUGUCUCAUGCCUCUCACCAUUUACAUUGAAUCGGUGGAGUGGCGAAUUCAGUCGGAGUUUUUGUGCAAGUUCUACUACGUCAUCAACAACUCUUUCAUUCCCUUCUCCUCUCUCCUCAUCUCGGGCAUUGCCUUUGAUCGCUACUUCGCCAUCUGCCAUCCGUUUUCCAAAAUCAUCACGGUCAGUCGGGCGAAGCAGAUAAUAAUUGUCAUGCUCUCAUUGGCCCUCCUCCUCGGCGGCGUGUCUUCCAUGACGAUUGUGGUGAAGCUGAUCCCCACUGGCAACACUUCUGCUCCAGAAUACGAAUGUACGGAGACACGAAUGCUGAACACUACCAAGACUCAAAUGGUUAUUUAUCACAUUGUUCAGGGCAGUCAGAUCUCCAGCUACGUUCUUUGCAUUCUCUCGGUGAUCAUUCUCUAUGUCCUCAUCUUUCGAUCAGUCCUCAUCGUACGAUUUGUGUCCUUUUUUUAUUUGACUUUUACGCGCAUUCUAGUCGAGUAA